Molecule: messenger RNA, 1056 nt
Organism: Argiope bruennichi
Lineage: Eukaryota; Metazoa; Arthropoda; Arachnida; Araneae; Araneidae
Product: gastrula zinc finger protein XlCGF8.2DB-like
Exons: 1
Coding region: 1-1056 (351 amino acids)
Biological process (GO): regulation of transcription by RNA polymerase II
Molecular function (GO): DNA-binding transcription factor activity; RNA polymerase II cis-regulatory region sequence-specific DNA binding
Source: RefSeq, a predicted model, not a curated record
AUGGAUGAAAUUUCUCUAUCUGCCGACGACAUACCUGAUCCUUCAAUUCAAAUUGCAGAUUUUUGUGAUCUUUGCAGUGAAGAAAUACCUGCAGGAAAUUUAGAGCAGCAUUACCUUACUCAUAUUGAUUAUUCUCCUCAUGUGUGCAAUAUAUGUCAUAAAAGUUUUACUAGGAAAUACAGCCUUCAAAUACAUUCAUUGAUUCAUUCUGGACAGAAGCCUCAUACUUGUACUAUCUGCAACAAAGGAUUUACACAAAAAAGUGAUUUGAAUAAGCAUUAUCAACGGCAUCUUGGAAAUAAGCCGAAUGUUUGUGAUAUAUGCGAAAAAGGAUUUUCUCAGAAAAGUGAUUUGAAGAAACAUUACAUGACUCACACUGGCAAUAAACCUUAUGUUUGUACUAUUUGUGAAAAAAAGUUUACUCAGCGAGCACAUCUGAACCAUCAUAUUUUUGUUCAUAUCAAAUUGAAACCUUACAAAUGCAGUCUUUGUACGAAGGCUUUCUAUUUGAAACAAAGUUUAAGGAAACAUAUAUUAGGACAUGCCAGUGAAAAAUCCUAUGCUUGUAAUACAUGCAGCGAAACAUUUGAAGCCAAAUCAACAUUGCAGAAGCAUAUAGCUGUUCACUCCAAGAAGAAAUACAUUUGUAAAGUUUGCAAAUCUGAAUUCCCGUCAGUGCAAGAGUUAAAAGAUCAUCAAUCAACGCAUGAAGGCGAGCAGCAAUUUUCUUGUAAUGUAUGUGACAAAAAAUUCUUUUUGAAAGGUAGAUUAAAUCAUCAUAUGCUUAGUCACAAUGUAGUUAAGCCACAUGUCUGUACAAUCUGCAACAAAAGUUUUGUCCAAAGAGUUCAUUUGCGAGAUCAUCUUAUGAUUCAUACUGGUGAAAAGCCUCAUUCUUGUUAUGUUUGUAAUAAAGAAUUUAUUCAGCUUUCAUCAUUGCAAAGGCAUUAUGCAACACAUUCCAAUGAAAAACAUCAUGCUUGUAAAAUUUGUAAAAAAUCUUAUUCUCAAAAGAGUGAUUUGAAUAGGCAUAUGUUAAGUCAUGUUAAUGAAUAA